Molecule: messenger RNA, 8444 nt
Organism: Amoebophrya sp. A120
Lineage: Eukaryota; Dinophyceae; Syndiniales; Amoebophryaceae
Source: the annotation of a GenBank genome assembly
GUUUGUUAGUCAUAGCUCCGGUUUGUUCCGCACCGAGCGCGCUCCGUAUGAUGUGAAAAUGACUGAGAUCAACGUCAAUUUGGAAUCAUGGAUCAGCGUUUGAACGCACAAGCAAAUCCAAAUACGUGUUUGAAAAACUAAAUGAAGCCGCACGAAAAUACGAUCGCAAUGUCCUCAACAGGAGAGACGGUCUGAAAGAAAAAAGUACUCGAACUGUCUCGAGUUUCUUGAAGAUCUUCGCAAAAUCUAGUGGAAGUUCCAAUACGAGGACGAAUUGUGAGCACGUUCAUUUUUUUUUUCAAAUCACAGUGUGAAUCUGGUUGUUUUGUUGAAGUUUUAUGUUUACCAUUUUCGCGUUAGCAAGAGCACAAAUAUUACCUCUAUAACCUUGCUCUAUGUUUCCAACAUACUCUAAAAAGAGAUACCCACUGACUCCCAAAUUGCAGCGUAGAGUAUGAUAAAGUAGUGUAAAAGGAACAGAAAAGCUAUUACUACUCGCUUGCGAGUAGAUUCCCCAAACCGAAAAAAUGCCAAAGUCUACUGCGUCUCCAAACUCGGCCGCGAUCCCAAACCCGGGGAAAAAUAGCGGGGACCCCCAAGAACAGACCGGCGGAGAACACAGUGAAAAUCUGUCCUGCAAAAUGAAUGACAACAUUAUUCUUUGCAAAAAUCAAGACACUCGUCCCGCCCAGCUACAAGAACUACUACCCAGGACGUCGUCAACAAGCACUCCCGAAGAUGCAAAAACGCAGCGGAAAGGCAGCGAGAACUCGAUUUCCGAUAACCAAGAAACCGUUUUGCCCACGACACCCAGCCAAGAUAUCAAAUGUAAAAAUGUCUGGGUCUGGAAAAAUGCAACUUGUCAUGCUAAAUCUGAAGCAUGCAAAAAUCUGUUUUGCAUGAUUACCAAAAGUCGUCCAGUUUUGACCAAGUCGCGAGGGAGUUUCUCAUGCAGGAUAGGCAUGAGAGAGAUCGCGCAGAAUCUGUCAUGCUAGGUCCUGCAUUCCAGACCUCAUGGGUCAUGGAAAAGCUGCAUGACAAAUCGCGCAUUCUUCCAGACCCAGACAUUUUUACAUUUGAUACAAGAAUCGACCAGCCCGAACCUCUCAGCCACGAACGACCCGGAAGGGGAUAAUAUUCAGCAAAUUUUACUACUAUCGGAAAGAAAGUCGCCAGAAGAGAAAAUAGAAAGCGAUAACAAUGCUGGUGAAGACGACCAUGCGGAUGUUGGGCGUGACCGCCCUCGCAACAGCUUUUUCGACGAGGGGGAACAAAAUGGAGACGAGCCGAAUUAUUCACAGCUGAACGAUUCCGAAGAGAACUACAAUGGCAAAAAUCCUAAUCCGCUGGACGAGCAAAAGCAAGUGCAAGACCGACAAACCGGCAAGGAAUUUUUGGUCUCCGCCGAAGAAAAGUUGGAGUUGGGUAACAGCGACUUUGUUUCGCCACAGCAGAUGAACCACGGCGGCGAAUUGCUCCAGCCUCCUUCGUCCUCGUCCUCUUCUCCCGCAAGUAGAUCACAGCCUCAAGAACACGAGGCCCCGGUGAUGCACCCUUUACCCUCCGAUCUGAUGACCUUUAGCUCGUGCGCAGCGAAGAUGCUGCGGUUUGAGCGGGCCACCGGAGCCCGGGCGCUGCGCGGCCUGCUGGACCGCGAGGGGGAAACAAAUUUAUGCCUCAUCGACGUGGAGGCUAGCUGCGUGACGAACUCUAGUUGUACAACUACUCAAGGUGCUGUUACUCGUCGUGGUACAAUGGAAGGGGCAAAUAGCAUCGCUGUGAACUACAACAACGUCAAAAAUCACGAAAACCAUCCAGGAGCUGUUCUUGCACUAGAUCAUCAUCAGGCGCAGCCAAAUUGCUUUCUCCACAUUCCGGAGAAUGUAAUCGCGGAAGGACAUCACGAUGCGGAAGAUUCCCGGUCGGUUCGGAGCUUCCUUACGGCGGGCGGGACCGCGAUGCAGAUUCCCGGCAACGUGACGCACACGGCCAGUAUGCACACGGGCAGUCUGCCCUCGGUCCGCUUCCUGACGAACACGACAACCACGCCCAUGCAGCAGUAUCGGCAGACCACGGGGGCGAGCAGCACGGUGGUGCCGUUCUUCCCGAGUGAAGGAGGUGAUCUGCUCCCCGGGGGGGAACAAACGGGACAAGCGGGCGCGCCAAAUGAAUCCCCUAGAAGUGCCAGGACCAGUCGCACAGAAGUCUCGGAAGAUGUGGGGUUGACGCCGGGCGGCCGGCACGUGCGGCAGUUCACGUUUGACGCCUGCGGCAACUGGGUGGAGCAGGUAGUGCCGGUGGGGGAGGAUGGAGAGGUAGCCGAGGUGGAUUAUGUCGAAAAAAAGGAAGCGGUAGAAGAUGUUGCUGCAGCCUGGGCCGGCCACCGCGACGAGGGUCUGUCCUCGUCGUCCCAGGGUUUCUUUUUCAACAACCAACCGUCGAAUUUUUCCUAUGCGAAUCGACCAGUCGGAGAUGGGGGCUUGGGCUUCCUGUCCUCAACCUCCUCCGGGGUCGCGAAUAACAAUCAAUCGAAUCAUAUCGGCGCGACCAUAACAACCACCGGGCAGGCAGGCGUCGUUCCUGCAACAAACAACUUUCGGACCACAAAUAAGGCCGCGCUGCAAACCGGAGCGGUUCUCGGGGGCAGUACAACAAUAACUUCGCUAGAGCAGCAACAGUCCUCUGCAGAGCCGGUGUACACCAGCAGUGGAUGUGAUGUGACAAGAACCCAGAUCAACGUGAGCAGUCGAGCUGAUGUGGUCUAUGGUAAAAAUGCGCCUGUCUACGGUGGUGCAGCCACGAACAAUUCCAACAACUGCAACUCCACGGCCGUGAAUUACGACUCCGCAGAAACACCGCCGGCGCACUACGAUAGCAUGAGCAUCAAUGUCGAUUCGAGGGAACAAGUGCAGCAGCAUCAUCUUCAAGAAAUGCCACCAGCGCCGGUUGUGCCGGUGUUGGCGCACGAGCUGGAUCGCGGGAGGUCGUCGGUUUUGCUGGUAGAAGACGACAAUCGCAAUACUAAAACCCGUACUACCAGUUCCAGGAUGGCUAGUUUUUCCAAAGCAGCUCCUGCCUUUUUCGAUCACCAGCCCCCGUCGUCCAGUUGCUCGAGCGUUGGAGUAGGCGCAGUUCCCCCACCCGGUCAAGAACAUCAGAAAAGCAGCACAAAUAGUAAGCCGAAUGAAGAUGUUGAUGUUGAGAAUUAUGCUAGUAAUAGUCAAUACAACUAUCACGACGACGAAGAGGAGGACCACCGGCGGCAGUCGUGCGAAUCCGACAGUUCCUACUGCCAGGUGCAGCAUGUCGUCCACGUUCAAGAACCUCCUCUGGCGCGUACGCGGACCAUUCCGAGUUUGAAAUUUGACGAGAGUGUGUUGCGGUCUCUGCACCUUGGAGGUGGAACAAAUACUGCAGCGACAACAUCGACAAUGGGCAGGAGAACCAGCUCGAGCCACCAGCUGCGCGACGAAGUAGAGAACUACAGCAGUUCCGGCACGACGUUCUUCCGUGACGCUAUCCGGCGGACCAGAAGUAGAGAAUUUGGGGCAGUAGUACAACAACCGGGAGUUGUAGCAGCUGCCCCCCGGGUUCAAAUCAUGAAUCAACAGAGCUGCACCUCGAACCUGUCCUCCUCGAACCUGCAGGUCAAUAGCAGUACUAGUGGCACAGCAAUACUAAACCCGACGUCUUUAGAACGGAAGUUCUCUUCGCAUCUCUUCUACAACAGCAAUUCUUAUCCUUCGAAUGCAGCUCCUGGCGGCAACCAGCUGUUAACUAGCAAUUCGCACCAAACCGUUCUUUCGAUGACGACCCCCGGGCUUCUGCCCAUCCCGGCUUACUCCCCGGCGCCAUCCGCGCUGAAUUCGCUCGGCCCGCAGAGUGCGGGGGCGGAAAGCUUCAGCUCAGAGACACCUACGGCCGGAACAAAUAUAAUCAGCAACGCAAAUUAUUAUACGGGAACAAAUAGAGAGAACAAGAUCGGGAACAACCUGAACAACAGCAACAGCGGGCACAGUCAUAAUCAAUAUGGUCUUCAAUACCCGGCUGCGGGGACCACUGCUGCGCUGGCCGCGCAUCAACCGAUGAAUUCUAGUACGCUCCCUCGCAUUUCGCAGUUCACCUCGCCGGACGACUUGACGCCGGCCCGGCCCGGGCGGGUGAGUGCGUUUCCCGAGAUGAUUAACAGCCAGGUGCAGAUGUAUCCCUCCCGGCCGUGCAGCGGGUACUAUCCAUCGGUGACACAUAACCUCUUGACAACGUCCAACGGUGCUGACCAGCACUACAUGGCGCGACUGCAGCCGCUGCAGCCCGGGUUUUCCGGGCUCACGGAGCAGCAGGUGGCCACGCCAACCAACGCUAGUAGUAGUUGUACCCGACCAAACUCCUCGUCGGCUACACCAAAUAACGCGGCUUUGUUCUCAUCCCAGCAGUACAGUCAGCUACACAAGAUGCUCCAACUACAGCAGCAGCAUCAUGGUUGUGCUACAUCAUCAACCACCCGGGGGAGGAACAAAAGCAGCGCGACUCUUUACAGUAACAACGGUGCAGCCACCCCGAACAACCGGAUACAACAACAGUCAAACGCAAAUUCGAAGCCGCUGUCCCCUUACUCCUACCCGGCGACCGUUGUGGCGCAGGACUUUUUUGAGCUGGAGCAAAGUACGGGGAAAUGGCAGUUGCCGGACACGGUGCGAAAAAUGCUGGACGCGUUCAACAACGACGACUUACUGCGUGUGAAAAAGCGCGCCAACCGGAUCGCGGCCAGCGGCGGGAAGACGGGCGACAGCUUCCCGCUGUCCUCGGUGUUUGAUUGCCGAAAGCUUCACGUAUGAAUUGCAAAUAUGUCUGGGUCUGGAAGACUGCGAGAUUUGUCAUGCAGGUUUUCCAUGACCCAUGAGGCCUGCAAUGCAUGAUCUAGCAUCACAUAUUUUUAGAGGCCUUCCUGAUGCCUAUUCCGCAUGAGAAAUCCCCUCUCCGCGUAAACCAAACUGGACUUCUCUUGCUGCUCAUGCAAUACAGAUUUUUUUGGAAUCCAAAUGCAGCAUCACAAGUUACUUCCUUCCAGACCCAGACAUUUUUGCAAUCCAUAUCACGAGAAAUUAAGCGAUAAGGAGUGGGAGAACGCGGAAAAGGAGAUCGCGGAAAGUCUGCGCUGCAGUUUGACGCGGGGUGUGAAGAACAAGCAGGAGGCUGCUUUUGUUGGCAGUAGUUCUUGUCAACAAAAGACGUGCAGCGCUGCUUCUGGCGGUAGAAAUAACCCCUGUAGUAGUACUAGCGCCUCCUCAACAUCACCGGCCGUAGUUGGCGGCUCUUUGGAACAAGGAGCAGGGAAUAAUUAUGUUGAAACGCAGAAGAACAGCGAAGGCACGAAGGUCGUUCCUCCACUGCGUACCGCAAUUGCGACGACUUUGCACGAAGGAGCAGAAGCACGUUCAACAUGGGCGGACGAGAAAAAGGAAGCUCCAGGAGUAGAAGAAGUUGUACAACUUCCAGCACCAGCUUCAGCUUCUUCCCGACCUCCACCCCGGAAGUUCUCCACCGAUAAGCAGCUGCGCAAGAUGAAGACCUUUUCCUUUAGCGCAGCACCGGGUGGAAAUAGUAACGGGUUCUUCACACAAGAACCACUGGGCGAGGAGGACGACGAGAAGAAGGAGGAUCAUGAUGACACUGACAGCAAGAAUGGUUCUGGUGGAGCCCCCGCGUCUACUCCAGCAGGACUUGUUGCUAAAAGUCGCCUUUUAGAUGUCGUGGAGGAAGCGGAGCAGAGCCAGGAAGAAAUUGUUCAGGCUGAUGAAGAUGAAGGAGGUUCUGGUACAAGUAGGCCAACAGCGACGGUUCUUCAAGAAGAUGGACCAAAAGUUGUACAAGAAGCAGCUCCAGAGAAGAUGCAUGAUGAUGAAGAAACCUCCGAGCAGGAGGAGGAGCCGAGCAUCUCCCUGGACCUCGCCCAAACGCUGUCGAAGGGGCUGUGCGACUUGGCGAAGUACCUGGCGGAGCAGUGGCUGCUGGUGCCGGAGUGCGCGAAGGAGAUGCUCCGCCCGGAACGGGACGAGAACCGGCUGGUGUGGAUGGCGCAGUGCAUCGUCCGGUCCCCGGACGACGAGAAGUGCUCGGACGGGCCGCCGUGGCACAUCGACGAGCACUUCUACUACCUGCACGGCGUGAUCUCUUUUCUUUCCUGCACGACUGAACUCGUGGACAUCCGCGACGAGGUGCGGGAGUGCCAGGGCGGAGCAGUUCUCGCAGAAGAAAAGUUCGCGGAUCACGUCGUGCCGCCCGAGCACCAGCACCCGGACAAUGAAGUUUGUGCGGACGGGGAAAAGGAGGGAGAAGAGCAAAUAAACCUUCCGCCCUCCGCCUCCCCCCGUCCAUCUGCGGGAGACGGCCGCCUGCUCGAGGGGAUGGAGUUCAUCAGCGGCGUCCCAGCUCCGGGUACUACAGGUGGAGCUGCUGUUCCUGCCGCUGCUGCUUUUGUCGAGGAGGAACAUCUUCAGGGAACUGCAACAAAUGAUUCCACUACUGUGCCGAUGAAAAACGAGACACGCGAGGACGUAGUAGUAGAACCCGCUACGCUAGACCCGCGAUACGACCGGUGGGCGCCGAUUCGAAAGUUCGCGGUCAAGGAGCACACCAUCGGCAGGCCGAGGGAACUCACGGAGAAACGGUUUUCGAAGUACCCGAAACUGCAGCAAACCGAGGCGAAGCGCGUGAUCGCCCCGCGGCCGGGGUAUCAAAUGCAAAAAUGUCUGGGUCUGGAAGGAUGCAACUUGUCAUGCUGUCUUUGGAUUCGAAGAAAAUCUGUACUGCGUAAGCAGCGAGAGGAGUCCAGUUUCUGCUACGCGGAGGGGGUAUUCCUCAUGCGGUAUAGGCAUCAAAAAGCCGUCACAAAAUCUGUGAUGCUGGAUCAUGCAUUACAGGCGUCAUGGGUCGUGCAAAAUGUGCAUGACAAGUCUUCCAAUCUUCCAGACCCAGACAUUUUUGCAUUUGAUACGGGGCGCGACUUCGCGAUGUACUUUGGCGGGGAGCACUAUGGAAGUGUCAGAAUCGAAAUUGACAAAAUCGAAAUAAUUUGUCAUGCAUAAAAUGGAUUCCAGUUCGAACCCAGUUUCUAAGUGGCGCAUCACAAAUUCUGGUGGUGCCUGCUAAAUCCAGUUUGUAAUGCUGUUUAGGCAAAGAGGACUGAUUCUCUCAUGCUGCUUUAGCAGCUCUAGCUAGAACCCCAAACAGGCUCACAAUCGGCCUCACUUGCCUGCUCUGCAACACACGUAUUUCGCGUCAUUCAUUUCAUGCAUCACAAAUUUUUCGAUUUUGUCAAUUUCGAUCCUGACGCUUCCAUAAACACGAGCGGCCGGGAUCGCUGUGCCGCGCGGCCAUCCACCAAGGACCCUGGAAGACGGAGGAGUUUUUGCGGAAGGGCCGCGUCAGCUUCUUCUUCGCGGUCUUCGACUGGGCCUCGAAUCCGAAGUCGCCGUGAGUUUCAGAUUGAUUGAUCAGUGUUGAAUAUGUAAUCGAGGAUCGACAGACUCUUGUAGCUUGUUAAACGGGCGCGGCUCAUGUACAAUUUUAUUCACAACCGGUUGGGCUUUAUUAUUAUUUUGGACCCAAGAUUGUACCAAAACUUAAACUAUUCCCCUGCUGAUGUACACAUGUAUGGUGCACACGAGAAGUAAGUUGUACCCCCUGGUAUAAUAAUUCUAGUACCUGCAAGAAAACCUCUGGCGUUUUAUGUCUUGGUUUGCUGCAGCUAGUCUACCUCCUCAGUAUAUUUCUACCCUUGUAGUUCUUUACUGCCUCUGUGAAAAGAACCUUCCGAAGAUAUUAAUUUCUCUCGUCUUCGAAAUGACCCUAAACCAGUCCGUACGACGCAGGCUUGCAAGUGUAAGUAAAGACGCAAUUCGGACUGAUUAUAAAAAGUGGAGCAUGUUCGUCGUGUGUGCACGAACAGACAACUACACUCUGGGCCGUGUACAAUAGUUCGGGCAUGCACGACGAAGAUGGUGAUAAGAGCUUUUAUUGAAGACCCUAUAGCCUAUCGAAGUCUACUUCAUGAACAUCAAUGUAACAGCCGCAGCCCCCGUUGUGGAAGACAUGAUGCACAGCAGGUUCUUUAUUUCAACGUAGUCUGCGCCUGCGGGUCGUCCGCGGUCGCAGCUACUACGUGCCUACUAGCGCCACCAAGUUACUGACUAACUCUGGAAGGCGGAAAGUGACUAAUGGAUUCAAAUCGCGUCGGAUUCAUCGAUCUGAUGCGGUCGGGAUCAUGAAACUUUAUUGCCAGAAAGAAAAACGAAAAGUAGAUUUGCACUACCGGGUUUAAGUAUUCUGGCCGGGAAGAUGGUUUCUGCGCACUAGCGCAGGAACCUCUCCGAGGAAGUACAUGCAAAAAACUGAAGAAGUGCUGACACAUCUGGACCGCGCUAGCGCUCCUGCUUGUAAUGCCG